Molecule: messenger RNA, 3288 nt
Organism: Alligator mississippiensis (American alligator)
Lineage: Eukaryota; Metazoa; Chordata; Crocodylia; Alligatoridae
Product: ral guanine nucleotide dissociation stimulator-like
Exons: 10
Coding region: 1927-3213 (428 amino acids)
Biological process (GO): signal transduction
Source: RefSeq, a predicted model, not a curated record
GGGACCUGAACCUGGUGAGCCUCCACAAGAGGAGGCUGAGGGGGAUCUAGUGGCCCUUUACAAACUAGUCCGAGGGCACCAGCAGGCACUGGGGGAGCCCCUGUUCCCCCGAGCACUCCCAGGAGUGCCUAGAAAUAAUGGCACAAGCUGGCAGAGGGCAGAGUCGGGCUGGAUAUCAGGAGGCGCUCCUGCACAGUCAGGGCGGCUAGGACCUGGAGCCAACUUGCAAGGGAAGUGGUGCUGGCUCCUCCCCGGGGCUCUUCAAAAGGAGGCUAGACAGUCAGCUAGCCGGGGUGGUCCGAUCCCCGCGCUCUUCACUGCCCACAGCCGGGGGGCGGAUUGGAUGAUCUGCUCAGGUCCCUUCAGACCCUCUCAGCUAGGAAACUAGAAAACACAGUGGCACGUGGAGGCAGCCAGGUCUUAACGGUCCCCGGGAGCUCCGGUGGGCUCACAAACCAGGACGCGGCACACACGACCCCCGGCGAGAGCAACGCGUGGCUGGUUUGGAAAUGGUUUUGGACACGCUGUACACCGCACGUAGAGACCCCCCUUUUCCAAACAAGGCCACGGAGCCCGUACACAAAACGGAGCCUGUGUUUCACUCUUCUGUGACAACAGGGACUUUAUACAAUUUCUUAUGCCCCUGCUUCUGUCCCUUUCGUAGCACACCGAGAGCCCAUCGAAUCACCAAACACGGGGUGGAAGAGAUGUCGGGAGGCCGCGUAGUCGCCCCCUGCUCAAGGCAGGAUCACCCCCUACAAACCCGCCCAACCAAGCAUCGAACCGGCUCUCACGCACGGGCAAGCAUGGAGAUUGCACAACUCUCUGGGGAGCCCGCUUCAAUGCUCCGGAAGAAAUCACCCUCGUACAGUGGGAAAGGUCUAAAGUCAAACCUAAAUAUCCCCUGCUGCAAUUCUUCAUUGCCUCUGAGCCUGUUUCCUGUGGCUGAAGAAAACAGGGCACAUCCCCAUCCUCCCCACAGCCACCUUCCAGGGGUUUGCAGACAUUGAGCUCUCGAGGACUAAACUUGGAGCGCAUUCAUUCAACCAGGAUCCAUCCAUCUUCCAGUGCCUUCGUCUCAAAUGAAAGCGAUGCCGUCAUUACCGUUAAAGACUCAGGCAGGAAAGGUAAAAUCAGCAUGGUAGAGAAGGAGCAUGGCCUCAAGGCACAGGGACCACAUGAGAUCCAUGAAAGAGCCUCUUUAGCCACGGCUCUGGUGAAAGGGCUGUUUCACCAAGGGCAGAAGAGGGAGGUGGAGGACACGCAUCUCUUUAAACAGUUCGCCCUCCAGAAAGGGCAAGGGCUUGGAGGGAACGGAGGGAAGUUGCCCAUGGAGGUGGUGAAAUGCGGAGAGCCUGGGAAGGUGCACACCGCCAAAAGGCCCAGUGUAGGCGGCGAGUGAUGCAGUGUAUUCCUCCCAGCUCAGAGCUGGGAGCCAGUGGCAGCCCCCCUGGGCUCCAGAAAUCGGGGUCACAGUCACCGCAGGGAACACGUGUGAGCUAGACCUGGGCCGUCGGUCUCUGUGCACACUCAAGAACUGGUGUGAGUUAGGAGCUGGUGUUGCAGUCCCUUUGCUCGUGUGCUGUCACAGUGUCCUGCAGGGAAAGCCUGGCAGGGCGCAGUCCUGCUUGAAGUCCCUGCACGCCAGUCCCUGGUCUCACACCCGGGGGCUGAUGCAGCGGUGUGGCCGGACACGGCGGAGACGUGCACGUGGGGAGACGCGGAGAAUGCGGACACGCAUCACAAUGGCCCCUUCUAGAACCGGCUCGGCGCGGUGCGGCUCCUGGAGACGCACACAGCAGUUGAGCCGAACUGCUCCCCAGCUGUCACUGCUUGGGAGGCAGGGCACAACUGCGUCCUUGCUGUGCUGCUGACCGCAAGGACAGCUACAGACGAGUGGAGAGUCUGCUCUCCCGGGUCCCAGACAUGGGCUGUUUUGGAGAAGGAGAAAGGGGAGAUCAGGAGGAAGGGUGCGGGUGCAUCACUCUGCAUUCUUUCCUGAAGUGCUGCCGCCCCAGCAGGCAGGAAGGGCACAAGGAGGAAGGCCUGGAGCAGGGAGCCAGCUCCAGGAGGAGCAGCAGGCGCCACGAGCAGGCCGUUGAAGACCGUGUUGAAAGCCUGCUGCAGGAUUUCCACAAUGUCACCAGGUUUUUCUGUGACUACAGGGCCUUUUCUUCUCCAGGCGAGGUCCUGGAAGUCCUCCUGCGCAGGCAUGGAAACGAGGACGCCUGGAUUGGAUCAGGAGACGCCAGAAGAGUCCUCGGGAACCCGCUAGCCCUGCUCCUCAGCACCUGGCUCCUUACAACGCCAGAAGAUUUCAGGGAGGCACCAGGUUACCCCAAUUUAAAGAGACUGCUCCAGUACCUGCAAGGAGACAUGCCUGGCUCCCAAGUGCUGGAAGAGGCAGAACACCUCCUGGCCAAGUUUCUCAGCGAAGAGCUAGAAAAUGAGAGCCAGAGCGGGGACCAGCCCGGGGACCAGCCUGAGCUCGAACAUCAGGAGCAGCCUGGGGACCUGCCCAAGGACCAGCCUGGCAACCAGCAUGAGGACCAGCCCGGGGACCAGCCAAGGGUCCAGCCCGGGGAACAGCCUGAAGGCAAGCCUGGGGAGCUACCCAGGGACCAGCCUGGGGAUCAGCCUGUGGUCCAGCCCGAGGACGAGGCUGAGGAUCUGCCCGAAAACCAGCUUGGGGACCUGUCCGAGGAACAUGCUGAGGACCAGCCUGGGGACGUGCCCAAAGACGAGCCUGGGGACCUGCCUCAGGACCAGCCUGGGGACGUGUCCAAAGACAAGCCUGACGACCUGCGCGAGGACCAGCCUGGGGACCUUCCUCAAGAAAAGCACAUUGGAGACGCCCGUGUAAUUCGGAGCCUGAUGCCGAACAGCAAAGGCUGUGUAUAUAAAAGCAUCCUGGUAACCUGCCAGGACAGGACAACAGACGUGAUUGAAAAAAUAUUCACCAAAUAUGAUGUGGACCUCAUAGAAGUGGAUAACUUUGAACUUGUGCAGGUCAUCUCCGAGCACAAAGAGCUAGUCUUCCCGCAGGGAGCUAAUGUGUUUUACGGGAUGAACAGCCAGUGCAGUACAGACCUCAUCCUGCGAAGAAAGCCCUGUUUAAUUUUCGGCCCAUGGCCCGAUGAGCACAAGAAGAGGAGGCGCCUACCCAGGCUCUUUCGAGGUGGCCGGAGCAGACGCAGACGCCUAAGUUUCUAAGGAGCUGCCGUGAAUCCCAUUGCCAGGCUGGGGGACACUGGGGCUGGGGGGUUGGGGUGCAGGCAUGGGAGGGAC